AAUUUACAUGCACGUGUAGCUUUGAAAUCCAUCAAAAUCAUUUAAGACACAAAACAAUUGAAAAUUCGUAUAAAUUCAAUUUCGCUUUAGACAGUACAUUGAUCGAACAACAAAACCAGUUUAGGCAAACAGAAUAUGGAGGAAUAUUCCCGUGAACCUUGCCCGUAUCGUAUUGUGGAUGACUCUGGCGGUGCCUUUGCCAUGGGCUCCAUCGGCGGCGGCAUCUUUCAGGCACUGAAGGGCUUUAGAAAUGCGCCACAGGGCCUGAGUCGCCGCCUUAUGGGCAGCAUGAUGGCUGUGAAGGCGCGCUCGCCAGUGAUAGCCGGCAAUUUUGCUGCCUGGGGUGGCAUGUUCAGUACCAUUGACUGCACCCUGGUGCACUUUCGGCAGAAGGAGGACCCGUGGAACUCUAUUAUCAGUGGAGCUGCCACAGGUGGCAUUCUGGCGGCACGCAAUGGUCUGGCGUCAAUGGCAGGCAGCGCCAUCAUUGGCGGCAUCUUACUCUCCUUGAUUGAGGGCGUCGGCAUACUUCUAACCCGCAUCUCUGCCGAGCAAUUCCGUAAUCCGGCGCCACCCAUUGAUCCACAAGAGGUCGGUGUUAAUGCAUUUGAAUCGGAUCCUGCAAAAGGAUUUGGGUUUGGCACGCGAACAGCGAAUGUUAAUUCCUAAAUUGAAUUUGUUGACUUUUUGAACUUAGCCAUCAAUUAUGACUCUGAUACGUGGCUAAGUCUUAGCAAAAUUUUUUUUUAUGGUUCUAAGCCCAUCUGGCUAAUGGAAAAUACAUGAUGAAGUACUCGUCAGAUAAAAUUGAAGGAUUUUGAAGUCUAAAUUAACGCGUUAGUUUUUCUGGUUUCUGAAAUGUAAAGUAUGCGGUUUGCCAACCCGGCCAGAAAUUGUAGGAUGCACAAGGUUGAACCGUACCGAGCCACACAUAUCAUUGAAAAUUAUUUGGUAUUGGCAGAAGCCUAAGCCUAAGCCCUGAGCGUAAAUAACUUGGGCCUAAGCAAUUGGACAUAUUUUUCCAAGUUUGGUAGAUGCCAUUUAUGGGUAGAGAUCAAAUAAAAAUAUCUUUAUAUGGUUUAUUGGCUGCCUAACUAUAUGAGAAGAUAAUGUGAUUUCGCUAAAGGACUAAGAUUAAUCAAAACAUUGACGAGUACGGAUUAUUAUGAUGCCUUAAUAAAAAUAGCUGCAAUCGUGUCAUUUGCCUU
Molecule: messenger RNA, 1208 nt
Organism: Drosophila novamexicana
Lineage: Eukaryota; Metazoa; Arthropoda; Insecta; Diptera; Drosophilidae
Gene: Tim17b2
Product: mitochondrial import inner membrane translocase subunit Tim17-B
Exons: 1
Coding region: 136-669 (177 amino acids)
Biological process (GO): protein import into mitochondrial matrix
Cellular component (GO): TIM23 mitochondrial import inner membrane translocase complex; mitochondrial inner membrane
Molecular function (GO): transmembrane protein transporter activity
Source: RefSeq, a predicted model, not a curated record